UCCCUCCUGGCCCCGAGGGAAAAGUGUUCCUUGAAGCUGUAGUGCCUUUCCGAUUCGCUUUCUCUCCCCUCGAUCCUAGUCCCGGCUCGGGUCCGAGCGCGAGCUGGUGGGGUGAGCGCUGGAAGCCCCACCGUGCCCGGGAGCGCAAGGCGCCGGGACCCGGGAGAGGGGCGCGGGGGCACGAGGCGCGGGGAGGACUCCCGCGCCCGCACAUGGCUGCGGCCCCCCGCGCGCACCCCGAAGCGCCGCGCCCAGCUAGCCAAAGGUCUGUAGGCUGCGCCCCGCCGCCCAGCAGCCAGGCAGCGGCUGAGCGGGGAAGUGCCCGCGUCCGAGAAUCGGGAUGUCCCUCCUCCCGCUCCUCUUGCUAGUUUCCUACUAUGUUGGAACCUUGGGAACUCACACUGAGAUCAAGAGAGUGGCAGAGGAAAAGGUCACUUUGCCCUGCCACCAUCAGCUGGGGCUUCCAGAAAAAGACACACUAGAUAUUGAAUGGCUGCUCACUGAUAAUGAAGGAAACCAAAAAGUGGUGAUCACUUACUCCAGUCGUCAUGUCUACAAUAACUUAACUGAGGAACAGAAGGGCCGAGUGGCGUUUGCUUCCAAUUUCCUGGCGGGAGAUGCCUCCCUGCAGAUCGAGCCUCUAAAACCCAGUGAUGAGGGCAGGUAUACCUGCAAGGUGAAGAAUUCAGGGCGUUAUGUGUGGAGCCACGUCAUCUUAAAAGUCUUAGUGAGACCAUCUAAGCCCAAGUGUGAGUUGGAAGGAGACCUGACAGAAGGAAGUGACCUGACUCUGCAAUGUGAGUCAUCCUCUGGCACAAAGCCCAUUGUGUAUUACUGGCAGCGAAUCCGGGAGAAAGAGGGAGAGGAUGAACAUUUGCCUCCCAAAUCUAGAAUUGACUACAACAACCCUGGCCGAGUUCUGCUGCAGAAUCUCACCAUGUCUUCUUCUGGGCUUUACCAGUGCACAGCAGGCAAUGAGGCUGGGAAGGAAAGCUGUGUGGUGCGAGUGACUGUACAGUAUGUACAAAGCAUCGGCAUGGUUGCAGGAGCAGUGACAGGUAUCGUGGCUGGAGCCCUACUGAUUUUCCUCUUGGUAUGGCUGCUAAUCAAAAGGAAAGACAAAGAGAGAUAUGAGGAAGAAGAGAGACCUAAUGAAAUUCGGGAAGAUGCUGAAGCCCCCAAAGCUCGCCUUGUGAAACCUAGUUCCUCUUCCUCAGGCUCUCGGAGCUCACGCUCCGGUUCUUCUUCCACUCGAUCCACAGCAAACAGUGCCUCACGCAGCCAGCGGACGCUGUCAACUGAAGCAGCACCCCAACCUGGGCUGGCCAGCCAGGCAUACAGCCUAGUAGGGCCAGAGGUGAGAGGCUCUGAACCAAAGAAAGUUCAUCAUGCUACCCUGACCAAAGCAGAAAACACACCCAGCAUGAUCCCCAGCCAGAGCAGAGCCUUCCAAACUGUCUGAAUUACAGUGGACUUGACUCCCACUCUUUCCUAGGAGUCAGGAUCUUAGGACUCUUCUAGUCAUUGGAGUUCAGUCACCAGCCACACAACCCACUCAAAUCAGACAAGAGGUCAUUUAAGUAACAGUGAACAUCACAUGGAACAGAUUCAGAUGAGCACUUUACUGAUACAACACCAAACGAGCAAAAGGAUAUAAGCUGAUCAUCUCCAAAAAGGCACUACUGACCUUUAGACCAGAGUGGGGGACAGAGAGAAACAGGAAUGCAAAUCUGUAUUUGUUGACCGGGACCUGUGGUGAGAAGGUUGGGGAAAAGUGAAGUGAACGCUCCUAAAACUUCUCACCUGGGAUAAUUUGUAUCAGUACUUCAAUUCGCCAUUGUCAAGAAGAAAUGAGGUGGUGUUCAUAAAUUUUCUAUGCAUUUCUGCAAACCUACUGGAUUAUUGAUUAUUCAGAUAGUCAAACAGAACCCACAGCCUUAUAUCAAACUGAUCUGCACCAUGUACCAUACUAACUGCUUCCAGGGAAACUCCAAAAGGAAACAGGUCUCUCCUGUUCUACUUGACUUCAUGUGUCGUAAGUUUGGAUAUUAAUUUCAGAAGGAGUUGAAAUAGUGGUAGUGGGAGAUGGAGAAGAGUGAUCCAGUUUCUCCUCAUCUACUACUACUAAUCAUCCUCUUCACACUGAACCCUCAACUAAGAACUGAAAAAGGAGUCCAAAAUGUGUGACAAAGGGCCUAUGGAAAGCUUACCAUCUUGAUGUUCAGAGGAUUGCUGACAAAUAUCAGAAAUACAUACUGGGAGCAAUUGUGGGUUUUCCCCUCAAAUCAGAUGACUCUAAGAACUACCCUGUUGCGUAUCUCUGGAAGAAGCAAAUAUUCACUACAUGUCAUUUAACAAUGUCCUUAGCAAAGUCUUCUAGAGAAUAUGAGAUCUAAAGAUGUUGAAAGAUCACCUGACAUGCAUGCUAUUAUAGUUUCUUCGGAGAAUAUGUGAAACCAGAAUUUCAAGACUGACUGGUCUAGAGGGAGAGAUUAGAUCAGUUUUCUCUUAAUAUGCCAGGGAGUGAUAUAAGGAAGUUUAGCAUUGCAACAAACUUGGAGUUUUCUCUUUCAUUUUAAAAGGAUGUGAAUCUGGGACUUUUGAUGAUUUAAGGCCUUAAUUAUCAAAAAGAUCAGAUUGUCAUUUCUUAAUGGCUUUGCAAGUGUAUAUCAUAAUCAUUCCCUCCUGAGAGGCUGAAGCAGAGAGGAAUUCAGUAUUUUCUCAGCUUCUGCUUCCACGGAAGCCUAGCUCUGUGUUGGAAGGAAAGGGAACUAACAUGUAGGGAAAAGAUGGUGAGAAUAACUAGUGCCUGUUACCAUUUCAGUUGUCAGCAUCUGGGAAAGAAUUAGCAGAAAGAACUCACCAGGAAAGCCAUUGAAAGAGUUGGUGCAUUGAAGAAGAAAGGUGUCUGAGAAAUAAAAAGCAGUAGCCUCCAAUAUAAUAAAUUGCCUUCUUAAUAGUUUUGACUACUAGGAUACCUGUCCCAAAAUACUGAUCCUGAAAUAGACCUUCGAGAAACCUAACACAAAUGUCAACUGCUCACCACUGGCAGAGUUGGAGCAGCAGGCCAGAGGAAAGAAAAAGUAAUGUCAAGUAUGGCAAUAAAAGCACUGGCUCUAAAACAGGAAUCAGAUGCUUACAAAGGACAAGAUGAUCUAGGGUUUUGCCCCAUUUCUCUGGUUUUAUUUAUUAAUUUUUUAAUUUUUUAUUUUUUGCAGUAUUAGAAAUUGAAUCCAGGGGCAAUCUACCACUGAGCUACAUCCCCAACUCCCUUUUUAAAAUUAUUUUUAUUUUGAGACAGGAUUUCACUAAGUUGCCCCAAUUGGCCUUGAACUUGUGAUGCUCCUGCCUGAGCCUCCCCAAUAGCUGGGAUUACAGGUGUGGGCCACUGUACCUGGCUUCUCUGGUUUUUCAUUCCUAUAAAAAUAGGAAUGUAGUGUUCUCCAAUAGUAUAAAUGCAUUUCCUUCUUAAGUACCUAAGAGUUGAUCCUUAGGUGAAGUUUUUGUUUUUGGUAGUGAUGGGAAUUUAAUUUAGGGCCUCAUACAUGCUAAGCAGAAAGUUUUAACCUGGGUUUUGUCUUCCUCAAAAAAAAGAUAGAAAUGACUGAAGAAGAAACAUAAAGAAUGUCUGCUAUAAGUUUAAGAAACUGGCAUAUUUGGAAUGCUUCUUCUACUAACUCUUAUCUCAUUGUAAGAUAUAAAGAACCCUUUACUCUGACUACUUUUUUUUUUUUUUUUUUUCUUUUUCUGGAAGGGUGGUAUCCAGGCAACAUAUCUCUUCUACUAUGUGAUUCUGAGAAUUCUCAUUCCUCAAGUACCUGAGCCAAACAAGUACACUAUGGAGGCUGCAGCUGUGUCAUCACUAGCAAUUUGCUCUUAUUAUUGACUACCUUUGAACCUAAAGCUUCAAUUCCCCUUGCAUGAAAAGGUUUAAAUUACUUAAAUAUGUAGUUAUCAGAAAACUAAAAUACCACUGAACAUCCAGAUGUUUUUAAAAAUGUAUUCACAAUGGAAAUCUACAAUGAAUACACAAAACAGAUUAUACAAAGAGUUGAGAGAUCUGAGAGAAAAGGUGCUGAAGUUUUAGCAAUGACAGUGCACUUCUCUUUGAGUCAGGCAUUUAGGUUCAGAUAAGAUAGGCUCUAGGCUUGAGAUAAAGAUAGAGCCACUACUGGUUCCAAGCCAUAUUCCAUUGACUUUGCAAAUCAAAUAACCUGACUCUUAAAUAUGAAAACAAAAAGAGGAUAAAAUAACUAAAUGGUAGAAAAAAAAUGUUUGUAGAAAGAAAAUGCAGAUGGAAUGAUACGGAUGUUUAGAGAAUAACUAUUUCAAUAAAAAAUGUAAACCAAACUUAAAUUUGUAAGAUAAUGAAGUUGAUGUCUUUGUUGUUACAUUGUAUAAAAACAUUUCAGAAUGACUGUUCCAAAAAGACAUAUAUAAUUUUG
Molecule: messenger RNA, 4445 nt
Organism: Sciurus carolinensis (gray squirrel)
Lineage: Eukaryota; Metazoa; Chordata; Mammalia; Rodentia; Sciuridae
Gene: Clmp
Product: CXADR like membrane protein
Exons: 8
Coding region: 341-1462 (373 amino acids)
Cellular component (GO): cytoplasmic microtubule; membrane; cell surface
Source: RefSeq, a predicted model, not a curated record